AAAACGAACUGUUAGAACAUGCAAUAGUUUAUGCUGGCAAUUACUCAACGACAGUAAACCCGUCAGUAAAUAUGACAAAUAUUUACAUGGUUCCAAAAAUGACAAGCAAACGACACUUUACCACGAUACUAGUAAAACCAUUAAUUGCGCAAUUCGUUUUAGUAGAGUUGUCACAGAGAGUGAUGACUUUGUGUGAAUUGAAAUUAUAUGAGAAAGAAUGUGACAUUGGAUAUUUUGGAACUGGUUGUACACAUAAAUGCCAUUGUAAAGAUAAUCGUGCAUGUAACCAAGUAACAGGUAAAUGUCAGACACCGGGUUGUCUAGCAGGGUGGCAAGGAGAGGCUUGUGAAAAUGUUUGUGAUGUUCGAAAGUUUGGUGAUGGAUGCAACAACACUUGCAAUUGUAAAGAUGGUACUUUUUGUGAUAAUACUAAUGGAACAUGCUUUGUUGGGCAAUGUGACCCCGGAUGGCUUCUACCAACCUGCAGCGAAGAUAUAAACAUUUUGAGGCGCUUGGAUGUGCAAACAGCUAUGUCAUCAAUAUUACUUAAUUGGACUUCAAAUCGCGCAAUUGAUGGAAAAAUUGGUCCAAUACCUGAGGUUUGCAAUUGCUGCAGCGGCACAAAGAAUUCCCAAUUGUCUUGGUGGAUGGUAGAUUUAGGACAACGGUAUCCUAUCAGUAGCGUUACUGUGUACAGUAGAGACAACGAGGGAAAAUAUAAACAACUUACAGAUUUCAAGCUUUAUUUUGCUAAUAAUACUGGACAAAAUUCAUAUCAUCUGGUUGAAAAUACCACGAGGCGAGUGGAUGGAAAUGAACAUGUGCUAACUUUUUCAAAUCAGCUAACAAGAUAUAUUAAGAUCGAGAGACCAGGCAUCCUGACUUUGUGUGAAGUUUUGGUGACUGAAGGGGAAUGUGAGGUAGGAACAUUUGGCGAGGAAUGCUCCCAAAUUUGUCACUGUGCCGAUGAACGUGCAUGUGAUAAAAAAAAGGGAUAUUGUCAGCAGAGCUUUAAAGUUGGUUGGGUUUGGUACAUUUGUAACAAAAGAAAGCUUCAAUGA
Ruditapes philippinarum (Manila clam) is the source of this 1061-nucleotide messenger RNA. RefSeq names its product protein draper-like. The record is from RefSeq and is a predicted model, not a curated record. Gene Ontology annotation, molecular function: scavenger receptor activity. Lineage: Eukaryota; Metazoa; Mollusca; Bivalvia; Venerida; Veneridae. The coding region runs from base 72 to 1061 and encodes 329 amino acids. The transcript is spliced from 6 exons.